Messenger RNA from Aspergillus tanneri, 594 nucleotides. Its product is annotated as cytochrome c oxidase subunit IV family protein. NCBI's taxonomy places the organism in Eukaryota, Fungi, Ascomycota, Eurotiomycetes, Eurotiales, Aspergillaceae. The record is from RefSeq and is a predicted model, not a curated record. Bases 1 to 594 code for a protein of 197 amino acids. Gene Ontology annotation, biological process: mitochondrial electron transport, cytochrome c to oxygen. The transcript is spliced from 3 exons.
AUGUUCCUUCGCUCCGUCCCUCGUGCUGCUGCUCGCAGCUCGGCCAUGCCCACCACCGCUAUUCGUUCCUACCGCACCGUCCCGGGCCCAAUGGCCUGUCUGAAUGCUCGCCCUCAGCCUGAGAAGAAGUCUAUCGCUCCUCAGCAGACCCGUGCCUCAUCCGAGCAUGCCAUUGCCAAUCCCACACUCGCCGGUAUCGAGAAGCGUUGGGAGGCUAUGCCUCCCCAGGAGCAGGCCGAACUGUGGAUGCAACUGAGGGACCGCAUGAAGGUUGAUUGGCACCAGAUGACUCUGCAGGAAAAGAAGGCUGCCUACUGGAUUGCUUUCGGUCCCCACGGCCCUCGCGCUCAGGCUCCUAAGGGAGAGGGCCUGAAGAUUGCCGUCAAGGUCGCCCAGCUCACUCUUGCCUCUGUGGCUAUCUUCUACGCCAUCCACUUGUUUGCUAAGCCCCAGCCCAAGACUAUGUCCAAGGAAUGGCAGGAAGCCAGCAAUGAAUACGCCCUGAGGGAGAAAAUCAACCCUAUCUACGGCAUCAGCGCCGAGGGUUAUGAGGGCAAGGGUUUCGUUCAGAGCCCCCCUGCGGAGAAGUCGUAA